Molecule: messenger RNA, 3865 nt
Organism: Vombatus ursinus (common wombat)
Lineage: Eukaryota; Metazoa; Chordata; Mammalia; Diprotodontia; Vombatidae
Gene: LOXL2
Product: lysyl oxidase like 2
Exons: 14
Coding region: 340-2661 (773 amino acids)
Biological process (GO): peptidyl-lysine oxidation
Cellular component (GO): membrane
Molecular function (GO): copper ion binding; protein-lysine 6-oxidase activity
Source: RefSeq, a predicted model, not a curated record
CCGAGGCAGCAGCAGCUUCCCCGCGGGGCCAGGGGCUCCCGGAGCUAGCACUCAGACACUGCUGCAACUGCCUCAGCAGCCCCCGCAGCCACUGCACUAGCAGCCCCCGCAGCCACUGCCCUGGGCUCUUCGAGGAACGGGGCGCGAGCGUAGGGAGCGCGGGAGUUCCUAAAUCGGGGGGCAGGAGGGCAGAUUCAAGGGGGCAGCCAGAGAGCGGCGCCCGCGCCCAGGAAGCCUCCGAACCUUGGAAAACUUCGGCUCUAUUCCACUUGCACUGAACACCCCCUAGCACCUGCUUGAGGAAGUCCUUCCAUCAGAGUGCCCAGCAGGAAGCCAAGAAUGGAGAGGUCCCUGGGUACUUGUUGUCACCGCUAUCUGGCUGUGCUGCUCAUCCUCCCCUCCCUGAGCCUUGCUCAGUAUGAGAACUGGCCCUACUACCCUGAGUACUUUCAACAGCCCCAGCCUGAGUACCAACAGCCUGAGCGUCCAGCAAAUGUCCCCAAGAUCCAACUGCGUCUGGCUGGACAGAAGAGGAAACACAAUGAGGGCCGAGUGGAAUUGUACUACGAUGGGGUGUGGGGCACAGUGUGUGAUGAUGACUUCUCCAUCCACGCUGCACAUGUGGUCUGUCGUGAGCUGGGUUAUGUGGAAGCCGUAUCUUGGGCACCCAGCUCCUCCUAUGGCAAAGGAGAAGGCCCCAUUUGGAUGGACAAUGUCCAUUGCACCGGUAAAGAAGUGACCCUGGCUGCCUGCUCCUCCAAUGGGUGGGGUGUCGCUGACUGCAAACACACAGAAGAUGUGGGCGUAGUGUGCAGUGAUAAAAGGAUCCCCGGCUUCAAGUUUGACAACUCGAUCAUCAAUCAGAUUGAUAACAUGAACAUCCAGGUGGACGACAUUCGGAUCCGCGCUGUCCUCUCCGCGUACCGGAAGCGCACGCCGGUGACGGAGGGCUACGUGGAGGUGAAGGAUGGUAGUAGCUGGAAACAGGUCUGCGACAAGGGCUGGACCACCAAGAACUCCCGGGUCAUCUGCGGCAUGUUCGGCUUCCCGGCUGAGAAGAAGUACAACGCCAAGGUGUACAAGAUGUACGCCAGUCGGCGGAAACAAAGGUACUGGCCCUACUCCAUGGACUGUACAGGCAAUGAGGCCCACAUCUCCAGCUGCAAAUUGGGCAAUCAGGCUGCCCUGGACCCUGUGAAGAAUUUCUCCUGUGAGAACGGAAUGCCCGCUGUGGUGAGCUGUGUGCCAGGUCGAGACUUUGCCCCCGGCAGCCUCACAGGCUUCGGAAAAGCCUUCAAGUCAGAGCAACCCCUGGUGCGGCUGAGAGGUGGUGCCAACACCGGAGAAGGCCGAGUGGAGGUGCUCAAGAACGGGGAGUGGGGCACCAUCUGCGAUGACCAGUGGAACCUGGUGUCGGCCAGCGUGGUCUGCCGGGAGCUGGGCUUUGGGAGCGCCAAAGAGGCCAUCACAGGCGCCAGGCUUGGGCAAGGCAUAGGGUCCAUCCACCUCAAUGAAAUACAGUGCACGGGGUUCGAGAAAUCCAUCAUUGACUGUAAAUUCAACGUUGAGAACCUGGGCUGCAACCAUGAAGAAGAUGCUGGGGUGAGGUGCAACAUUCCUGCCAUGGGCUUCCAGAAUCAGCUGCGCCUGAGCGGGGGCCGCAACCCUUACGAGGGACGUGUAGAGGUGCUGGUGGAGCGAAACGGGACAUUGAAGUGGGGGACCGUAUGCGGGGAGAACUGGGGCGUCGUGGAAGCCAUGGUGGUCUGCCGACAGCUGGGUCUUGGGUUUGCCAGUAAUGCCUUCCAGGAGACCUGGUACUGGCAAGGGGACAUCAACACCAACACCGUGGUCAUGAGCGGGGUCAAGUGCUCGGGGACCGAGAUGGCGCUGUCACACUGCCGCCAUCAUGGAAAGAACGUGGCUUGCCCCCAAGGCAGGCAUCACGCCGCCGGUGUCGCCUGCUCCGAAACUGCCCCUGACCUGGUCCUCAAUGCCGAGAUCGUCCAGCAGACGACAUACCUGGAAGACCGGCCCAUGUUUAUGCUGCAGUGCGCCAUGGAGGAGAACUGCCUGGCGUCCUCUGCUGCCCAGACCUCACCCACCACGGGCUACCGCCGGCUCCUGCGAUUCUCCUCCCAGAUCCACAACAACGGCCAGUCGGACUUCCGUCCCAAGAACGGCCGCCACGCGUGGAUCUGGCACGACUGCCACAGGCACUACCACAGCAUGGAAGUUUUUACACAUUAUGACCUGCUGAAUCUCAAUGGGACCAAGGUGGCCGAAGGUCACAAAGCCAGCUUCUGCCUGGAAGACACCGAGUGUGAAGGAGAGAUCCAGAAGAGUUAUGAGUGCGCCAACUUCGGGGAGCAGGGCAUCACUCUGGGCUGCUGGGACAUCUACCGUCACGACAUUGACUGCCAAUGGGUCGACAUUACCGAUGUGCCCCCUGGGGACUAUUUGUUCCAGAUCAUCAUUAACCCCAACUACGAAGUGGCCGAGUCAGACUAUAGCAACAACAUCAUGAAGUGCCGGACCCGCUACGACGGGCACCGAAUCUGGAUGUACAACUGCCACAUCGGUGGAUCCUACAGUGAAGAAACAGAGACCAAAUUUAAUCACUUUGGAGGACUCACAAAUAACCAGCUCCCCACUCAAUGAAGAGUCAGCCUUGGAGCCCCUGGACCCCCUGCCCUAGGGCCUCACUGCACUGGUCUCCCUGGGACCCUCCCUAACCACUGCACAGCACAGCUCAGAUGGAUGCCCCAUGCUCCCUCCCCUGACUCCCUGACAAAAGCCAUGGGUGCCUGCGGUGCAGCCCAGGAUGUGUCUUGGCCUGCUCUCAUAGGCUCAAGACCCAGAAGGGACCUUGCAGGUCUAGCCCAGCCCCCUCAUUUUACAAAUGAAGCACCUAAGGCCCAGGAGGCAGAGAUGCUCCCCCAAGGUCACACAGCCCAUGUUCUAACCCAGUUCUUUCCACUAAACCAUAUUUCCUCCUGCCCAAAACAUAUCUGAUAUUUGAACCCUUUUCUUCUCCUCUACCUCCCCUGGUAUAUGGGAGUUAGCAGGGCAAUUACCACAGAGACAGGCAGUGUUGGUGGGUCAGGGAAGGCAAGGUGGCAGCGGAAAAUGGUCACCCUCCCCCUAGCGAGCUGAUCCUGUCCCAGAACCCCAGGGGUGAAGCUGCCCACUCAGGAUAGAAACCCAGCUAGCCAAGGGAGGGAGGGGUGCUAAGGAACCUGAGGUCUCACUUUCCUGGAGACUUUGUGACUACAGAUGCUCCCUGCCUCUCUCUUCAUCUCUUUUGUCAGAUGGAGAUGAGCAACCUCUUGGUAUAGGCCUCUAGCUCUCCAGGACCAUGGUUUGAAGCCCUAUUUCAAGACCAGGACUGGUUCACCCUCCCCUUCCCCAGCAAGCUUCCCUUUGGUGGAAAUCUAUCAAGGGAGCAGGCAGCCUGCUUCCCAUAUGCCCUUUCCAAAGUAUCUUCUUAAUCUCCAAGUCUCCACGCUGCUACAUCCCCAGAUAUCCCAUGCUAGAAAUUUAGCAAAGCAAUGCAUGCCUGUGUCUUCAGCUCCAAAAUCAAGUCUGUGUGGGCCUCCAUUUGCAAAUCACCAUCCAGGACUAGGAAAUUCCUUCCCCAUUCAAUCCACACAACCCAGAGCUGUGUAUACUUUUCAGGAAACCCCUGGUGGUAUGGUCACUGAAAAAGCUUGUCCUUCUUGCCUUCAAGUCAGAGGCAGCCCACAGGGCUAUGGCAGUGGUCAGGCUUCCUGAGACUCCUCCAAAGUCUGGUUGAUUUCACCCAGGCUAGUCCUUAAAAGUUUAGCCGAUUUCACUCAGCACUAACCAGUGCUCUAGAGUCUAG